Lepus europaeus (European hare) is the source of this 1252-nucleotide messenger RNA. RefSeq names its product cathepsin E (gene CTSE). Gene Ontology annotation, biological process: proteolysis. Lineage: Eukaryota; Metazoa; Chordata; Mammalia; Lagomorpha; Leporidae. Gene Ontology annotation, molecular function: aspartic-type endopeptidase activity. The record is from RefSeq and is a predicted model, not a curated record. Gene Ontology annotation, cellular component: endosome. Bases 1 to 1191 code for a protein of 396 amino acids. The transcript has 9 exons.
AUGAGGACACUGCCACUCUUACUGUUGCUGUUCCUGGACCUGGGACAGGCCCAGGGACCCCUGCACAGGGUGCCCCUCCGAAGGCAGCCGUCUCUCCGGAAGAAGCUGAGAGAGCAGGGCCAGCUCUCUGAGUUCUGGAAAGCCCACAAGGUGGACAUGGUCCAGUUUACCGAGACCUGCACUAUGGAGCAGAGUGCCAACGAGCCCCUCAUCAACUACCUGGACAUGGAAUAUUUCGGCACCAUCUCCAUCGGCUCCCCACCGCAGAACUUCACGGUCAUCUUUGACACCGGCUCCUCCAACCUCUGGGUGCCCUCCGUAUACUGCACCAGCCCCGCCUGCCAGAUGCACCCCCAGUUCCGGCCUUCCCAGUCCAACACGUACAGCGAGGUGGGGACCCCUUUCUCCAUUGCAUAUGGCACCGGGAGUUUGACCGGAAUCAUCGGCGCCGACCAAGUGUCUGUGCAAGGCCUGACCGUGGUUGGCCAGCAGUUCGGAGAAAGUGUCAAGGAGCCCGGCCAGACCUUCGUGAACGCAGAGUUCGACGGCAUCCUGGGCCUGGGAUACCCGUCCUUGGCUGCGGGGGGAGUGACCCCGGUGUUUGACAACAUGAUGGCCCAGAACCUGGUCAGUCUGCCAAUGUUUUCUGUCUACAUGAGCAGUAACCCCGACGGUGGUUCGGGGAGUGAGCUGACGUUUGGAGGCUACGACUCCUCCCAUUUCUCUGGGAGCCUGAAUUGGGUGCCGGUCACUAAGCAAGGCUACUGGCAGAUUGCGCUGGAUGAGAUCCAGGUGGGAGGCUCCCCCAUGUUCUGCCCCGAGGGCUGCCAGGCCAUUGUGGACACAGGGACCUCCCUCAUCACCGGCCCCUCAGACAAAAUCAAGCAGCUGCAAGCCGCCAUUGGAGCGACACCCAUGGAUGGAGAAUAUGCCGUGGAGUGUGAGAACCUCAACAUCAUGCCAGAUGUCACUUUUGUCAUCAACGGUGUCCCCUACACUCUGAGUGCCACGGCCUACACCCUGCCGGACUUCGUGGAUGGAAUGCAGUUCUGCGGCAGUGGCUUUCAAGGACUGGACAUCCAGCCGCCCGCUGGGCCCCUCUGGAUCCUGGGGGACGUCUUCAUCCGGCAGUUCUACUCGGUCUUUGACCGCGGGAGCAACCGCGUGGGGCUGGCCCCUGCAGUCCCCUAGGUGGGCCCUGUGUCUGCGCCUCCCCAGCACCUGCGCCGCCUGUUGGGCUGGGGCUUUCUUU